AUCCCUUCACAAUUCCUCACACCUCAAACAACUCUCUCUCUCGAUCUCUCCCAAUUCCUCACACCUCAAACACCUCUCUCUCUCUCUCUCUCUCUGCUAUUGUGAUGGCGACGAUAUGGAUAAUUGCGUGCGUUGCGAUUUUGGUGAUGGCCGGAGGCGCCGAGAGCAGCCAGCCGGAAUGCGAUAAGGUCCCCUUCACUCCACUGCCCAAUGCUGUUGAAAAAGGAACAGUUUGCAUCGACGGCUCACCGGAGGGCUACUAUCUGGUGCCGGGCUCAGGCGACGGAGCCAAAAAUUGGCUCAUCUAUAUCAAUGGAGGCGGGUGGUGUGAAACCAUUACUGCCUGUCGUGAUAGAUUUGACGAAUACAAUGGGAAUAGCAGAAUCAGCUUUAGCAAGAUUCCCAAUUCAAAUGGCACUCUCAGUAAAGCCAAAGAUUUCACUGGCAUUCUUAGCCAAAAUGAAGCCAUAAAUCCGGAUUUCUAUAAUUGGAACCGGAUUUACGUCACCUACUGUGACCAGGCAUCAUUCCUCGGAGACACUGUAGUUGACGAUGGUCAAGGGCCAAUAGUCCAAUUCAGAGGGUCGAGGAAUUUCGAUGCUCUGGUGGAGGAACUUUUGGCUAAGGGAAUUGGUGCCGGAGAGAAUGUUAUUCUUUCCGGUAGAUCGGCCGGAGCACUAGCAACGAUACUACACUGCGACGGCUUCCGAGCACGACUCCCCAACGUCGGCAGGGUGAAGUGUCUUUCCGAUGCUGGAUUUUUCAUCCGAGCAGAAAAUGUCCCCAAUGCAGACUACAGGGACCAAUUUUUUGCCUCGGUCAUCCAGCUCCACAAUAUAUCUAGCCUCUUGCCGGCGACAUGCACACAAAUAAGAGAUCCGAGUUUGUGUCUCUAUCCGGAAUAUCUAGUAGGAGACAUUCAAACUCCACUAUUUAUAUUAAAUAGUGCAUUUGAUUUAUUUCAGCUUGAAUCCAGAGUCGUACCUCCAAAUUAUCCCGAUUUCGAUAAAUGGGAAUUCUGCUUGAACAGUAGCCGUUGUACAGCUGCUGAUUCCCAACUUAUAAAAGAUUUUGGGGGUGCUUUUUUCAAAGCUAUUGAUAAUCUCCCCUAUAAUCCUUCGAGAGGCAUGUUUAUAUACGCAUGCUUCGCACACUCAGUGGCAUAUCGUGAGCAGUAUUGGUCACCAAAUUCCACAGUCAAAUUGGGAAAUAUGACCAUGUUGGAGGCCUUUGGAGAUUGGUAUUUCGAUAGGAAUUCGGUUACUUUGAUCACCCCAUCUACUUCUCGAGAGUUUUGUAGAUGAUAUUUUAAGUGUUUAAUUGCAACUUUUAAUAGUGUUUUGGGCCAUUUAAAUUAAUGUGUUUUUUAAUUUAAAUUAAUGUGUUGGUCCAUUUCUUUUCACAACGAAUCUAUCAAUAUUUUUGUCUACUGAUUUGAUGAGAUAACUAUUUCGGAAGA
Molecule: messenger RNA, 1459 nt
Organism: Salvia miltiorrhiza (redroot sage)
Lineage: Eukaryota; Viridiplantae; Streptophyta; Magnoliopsida; Lamiales; Lamiaceae
Product: pectin acetylesterase 11-like
Exons: 12
Coding region: 105-1304 (399 amino acids)
Biological process (GO): cell wall organization
Cellular component (GO): plant-type cell wall
Molecular function (GO): pectin acetylesterase activity
Source: RefSeq, a predicted model, not a curated record